AUGGCUCCAAUCCCCGUCCACACCGCAUCACCCAUCAACAAAAAUGUCCCUUCUGACACACUGCCUGACACCUCCCCAAGCGCAGCAGCAUUGCGCUAUACGCCACCAGCUAACGCCGAAGCCAGGCCGACGACGACGACGACGACGCAACAACAACAACGCGGCAGUUCCUACUACCCUGCGGCGCGACCAGGCGCAGCGGCAGUUCCGCAGUCUACCAAUGCUGCCUCCGCAACGUACAACGGCAGACUGCAGCCGACUCUGAUGGCGGAGACGACGACGUCGACCACACUGACUCCUACUCCUACACGAACGACGGCAACAAAGGCGCCAUCAUCAAACGACGACAACAGUCCUCCCUCUCCUCAGCCAGGUGCAGUUCCGUCAGCUGCAGCAGACUACACCCUUACACCGACGACGCUUUCUCUGCCUCAACCGCCGCCGAUGCCGAUGCCUGUGCCCGGCCCGCAACCACAUCCACAUGCGCAGCAUGCGCCAUCACCAUCAUCGCCUUCUCUUAUGACACAAUCAUCAUCCCCCGUUCGACGACACGCUCUCCCCUCGCCCACACCAACCCGUACUUCGUACCCCGUCGUACCUUUUCCAUCCGCGUAUCCACCUCCCGGGCAACAGGAUCUUUCCCAUCCACCGGGCUACGUACAAGACUCGCGUGCCUCAUUCGACGACAAGCCCGUUGAGGAAUGCCAGCCCUACGAAAACCGUGCGAGCCCUUCUUCCUCCUCCUCUUCUGCCGGUCGCCGUGGCAUUCUGGAUAGUGAACCUGUCUUUGACAGCCGGGCGGAAUCUGACUCUCUCCUGAACACCGCCAUGUCUUGGGCAAAAGCUGCGGGUAAGAGAUUGUCAAAGACGGAGCAGGAGAUCUGGCGGCAUGUGAACGGGGAGAAUUAG
Messenger RNA from Exophiala spinifera, 909 nucleotides. RefSeq lists its product as uncharacterized. Lineage: Eukaryota; Fungi; Ascomycota; Eurotiomycetes; Chaetothyriales; Herpotrichiellaceae. Bases 1 to 909 code for a protein of 302 amino acids. The record is from RefSeq and is a predicted model, not a curated record. The transcript has a single exon.